Messenger RNA from Colletotrichum siamense, 1137 nucleotides. RefSeq names its product Aspyridones efflux protein apdF (gene apdF-15). The record is from RefSeq and is a predicted model, not a curated record. Gene Ontology annotation, cellular component: fungal-type vacuole membrane. NCBI's taxonomy places the organism in Eukaryota, Fungi, Ascomycota, Sordariomycetes, Glomerellales, Glomerellaceae. Bases 1 to 1137 code for a protein of 378 amino acids. Gene Ontology annotation, molecular function: transmembrane transporter activity. Gene Ontology annotation, biological process: transmembrane transport. The transcript is spliced from 5 exons.
AUGCCGAAAACAGAAGAUCUCAGUACAUCACAGGCCCUGUCUGACCUGAUGAAUGAGGAGCCCGCCCAACAACGCGGCACUUCCGAAGACGUUGCCAUACCGAUGGACUCUAGGCAGCCCAGCCUAACGAACCGAGUGUUGCGUCACAUCACAACUUCGUCAAACACUACGCCAGGGCCGCCUCCUGAAGGGGGUCGCUGGGCAUGGCUUUGCGUACUUGGGACGCACUUGGUGGUGAUGAACACCUGGGGAGUUAUCAACUCUUUUGGCGUCUUUCAAAGCCACUAUGCUCAAACGCUGCGACGACCUCCUUCUGAUAUUUCUUGGAUUGGAUCAAUCCAGAUUUUCCUCCUUUUCUUCAUCGGUAACUUCACGGGACGUCUCACUGAUGCCGGGCUCUUUCGCCCAGUUGCUCUCGUAGGCUCUAUCUUAGUUGUCCUUGGCAGCAUAGCUACAUCUUUUUCGACCCAAUACUGGCAAAUAUUCUUAUCUCAAGGAGUAUGCGUCGGGCUUGGAAACGGCUGUCUCUUCUGCCCGACCAUCGCUCUCGUCUCAACCUACUUCCAGAAACGGCGAUCCUUGGCCAUCGGCUUCACGGCAUGUGGUAGCACGACAGGAGGUGUUCUCUUUCCCGCUAUCGUGCGCCAGCUGCUCCCACUUGUAGGGUCUGGCUGGACGAUGAGAGCAAUUGGACUUGUACAGCUCGUGGCUCUGGCCAUCGCCUUGCUAUCCUUAAGAACUCGACUUCCGCCUCGCAGAACGGGGCAAUUAGUUGAGUGGGAUGCGUUCAAAAAAAUUGGGGUACACGUUCUAUGGCAUAGGGAUGUUUUUGAGUAUCAGUGCUUUUGGGGCUCUUACUUCGCCUUCUUCUUCACUGCCGCCUACGCCAGAGAUAUCCUGGGUAUGUCUUACACAUCGUCGCUAGAUGUCCUGAUGAUUAUGAGCGGCGUUGGGAUCGUCGGCCGGAUUUUACCAAGCUAUCUGGCAGACCGCAUCGGGGCCCUGACAGUGCUCGUACCGACAGCCGGCGCUGGUGCUCUCAUCAUGUUCACUUGGCUUGCAGCGGACACAAAGGGUGCCUUCUACGCAUGGGCUGCGAUAAGCGGGAUCAUCUUGGGGGGCAUCCAGGCGGCAUGA